This is a messenger RNA of Wyeomyia smithii (pitcher-plant mosquito), 5194 nucleotides long. RefSeq lists its product as uncharacterized. The record is from RefSeq and is a predicted model, not a curated record. Lineage: Eukaryota; Metazoa; Arthropoda; Insecta; Diptera; Culicidae. The coding region runs from base 537 to 2108 and encodes 523 amino acids. The transcript has 5 exons.
GCAGCAAACGAUCUGUCAUUUUAAUGCAAUUGAGCAUUACUGAAUAAUCAGCAAAUUUCGUUUUGCUGAACAGAUUGCUGGAAACACAGCACACCGAAAAUCAGCAAAAUUUUGCUGGUUUCCAGCAAUGAAAAUUUGUGUACAGGCACCUCCCACACAACAUUUAAAAGGCAUUUUGGUCACAAUUGAAAUAAUCUGGUAUAAUUGAGCAUCACCCGCAGGUAAACAAAGUUACCAGUAGCUGUCAAUCUCAGUGUACAGGCACCUCCCACACAACAUUUAAAAGGCAUUUUGGUCACAAUUGAAAUAAUCUGGUAUAAUUGAGCAUCACCCGCAGGUAAACAAAGUUACCAGUAGCUGUCAAUCUCAGCUCACCUCGUUUUGACCUGGAAGCCUCGUUUGACCUGGAAGCGAAGCGCACUGUAAAAUUUGUCAGCUUCAACCCACCACCGCACGUGCUAUGUGCUUUUGUGCCAGUAAGUCAACUCAAGCUCCGCGCGAGUAAGUUUGUGCGUUAUUUACACUUUUUUGUAAACAUGACAUCGUUAGUUAGUGGAAACUGUGUGGUGUGCGGUUUUGGGUCUUCGGACAACCGGAACUUAUGGAAGUGUGAGGGGUGUUCCCUACGAUUCCAUGCCGCGUGCGCAGGUGUUCAACGAAACAAGGAAGACCAGAUUAGGUCCUACAUGAUGCCAGCCUGCAAUGAUUGCCAGGAGCGAAUCGCGAUGGAAUUAAAUUUUCGUCACCUGUUACACCAGCAGGCUCUUCUUGCUGACUUAGUGAAAAAGCAUAGCGAAGCAAUACACAAAUCGACGUCAACAUUGCAGAAAAUUGGAAUCGUUCAAGAGGCACUCGAACGACAAGAAACUCUAUUCGAUGAACUAAAACAGGAGCUUUCGUCUGUUAAAAAAGUGAACUCUCCUACAAAAGUAGUGAGACAAAUCAAUAACCACGUGACGACACUUUUCGACGAUGCUAUAACUUCCGCUAAAGUUAACAUGACUGAGUCGCUUGGGAUACUUAGCAACUCGAUUACAAAUAAGCUGACCAGUCAUAUUGAUGAAAUAACUAAUAGAGUCGACGAACAGCUUGAAGCUGUUAAUGAAAAUUUGAUCGAUGUGGCCACUUCUAAGACUCAAUGUAGUGUUCCUGAAAUCUUGGAAGAAUUUCGAAUAAUUGGCAGCAGAAUUUCUGAGUACACGCCAAGAAUGAUGCCCAUCGAAAACAGCAUUGGCUAUCCAAGUGUGGCAGAGGAAAUAACUAUGGCCGGCCAGCCUUCAAAUGAUCUUCCAAACAGUGGAUGGCGUUUCCUUGGCUCGAGAAAAGUUUGGAAACAGGACUGGACAGCGUACGAUACAAAACUACAUCGUAUUAUGCAGCAGCAAAAACAAGCUGACAAAGCAAGAAAACGGAGGGCCAGAAGACGAAAUCAUUAUAGGCGUAAUAAUUACAACAGAAACAACAACCCUAGGCAUAACCAUAUCAUUCACAACAACAACAACGAUAAUAACAACAACUUUGUCAAUAACAAUAAAAAUAACUACAACAGCAAUUACUACAAUAAUAAUAACAAUUCCAACAACAACCGCAACAAUAAGAACUACUUCAACAAUAACAACAACAAUCAGAACCAGAAUCGCAACCUCAACUUUAACAGAGAUCUCGAUGAUAACCAUCAAAGUACCAAUCGAAACAAUUACAACUUCAACACCAAUAGUAACCGUAGAUAUACCAACCACAACCGUCACGUCAACAACAGUUUUUGGAAUAAUAACAAUAGCCCUAACUAUAACAUGGCCAACAGGCAACAGAAUAACGUCACCAACUCCAACAAUAAUCAACAACACACCAACUCUAAUCGUUUCCAUGCAAAUCAACUGUUACCACCUGACAGAGUGCUUCUUGCAGCAGCGAAUAACCGAUUCUCCAGACCUCAAUCAAACUUCAUUCCUACGAUUCAAUUUCAAAGAGGCGAAACUCUUAACCCAUACCCGGCGAACGACGAGUUUCCACUUUCUCAACCCCAGAUGAUCAGCGAUCCUGCACACCUUCCUACUUCACAAUGCAUUGCGUGCUCAUCUAGGCACUCGUGUCUUCAACGCAAUUGACUCACUCAUCAGAGGACCGUUGCUGGUGAUAAUUUUCUUCAACCUAGAGAUGUAGGAAAUGACACGACCUGCUCUGCUCUGGUAAACACUUCUGUUAAUAAUGACUCUCAUUCUUUAGCUUCUACACUCGAACACCCCACCACUACCGAGAUCUCUGUAUAUUGCCAAAAUUUUAACCGCAUGCGAGGCGCUCAUAAAAUUAACGAAAUUCAAAAAAAUGUACUAUCCUGUUCAUUUUCUGUUAUUUUAGCAACCGAAACCAGCUGGGAUGAGGGUGUUCGCUGCGAAGAAGUCUUCGGUUGCCGAUAUAAUGUCUAUAGAAAUGACCGUAACUAUCAAUUAUCUGAAAUGAAAUCCGGUGGUGGUGUGUUGAUUGCGGUGUCAGUAGACUUUAAUUCAGCGCUUAUCGACACCAUUCAGUUUAAAGAGUUCGAACAUGUUUGGGUGAAAGCAUGCAGGAGAGACACACGUAUUUGUCUCUGUCUAUUUCCCUCCAAAUAAUGCGCGGAAUGAAAUCUUUGAAAAGUUUCUUCAUGUUGUUGGAAAUAUUGCAUCUAAGCUGUUACCUGAAGUAAAACUCCACAUAUACGGUGAUUUCAACCAACGCAACAUUGAUUUUAUUCCGGACAACGAUAACCAUAGCAUUUUACUUCCUAUCAUUGGCGAAAAUGAAACGCUGCAACUUCUUUUUGAUAAAACCUCUAGUCUUGGUCUUAAUCAAAUAAAUCAUGUGAAAAAUGGACAAAAUUGUUAUCUAGAUCUGUUAAUGUCCAACAUUAGUGAAGACUUUUGUGUGACGAAUUCAUUACAACCAUUAUGGAAGAACGAAGUUUAUCAUACAGCAAUAGAGUUUUCUUUAUUUGUGCAUGUGAAUAAAAGACCUGACGAAUAUGAAUUCGAAGAUGUUUUUGACUUUCAGUCAGCAAACUAUGAUGAAUUAAAACAUAAACUAAAUAGUAUCAACUGGCAAGAUGUAUUGUUUGAAGACGGAAACGUCGAUUCGGCUAUAGAAAAUUUUUAUAACAUAUUAUCUGAUUUAUUUAUUAGCGAAAUAUUAUUGAAAAGAAUAAGACGUCAUGGCAAUUCCAAAUACCCAGUCUGGUACAAUAAACAAAUUAAAAACUUAAAAAACAAAAAACAAAAAGCACAUAAAAAAUACAAAACUCAUAAAAAUCGUGAUGCUUUAACAACUUAUCUUAACAUUUGCGGCGAAUUAAACGAUGCCAUUAGUAACGCGUUUGAAGAGUUCACAUUAAAGACUGAGCUUGAAAUCAAAUCCUGUCCAAAAAUUUUUUUCAAAUAUGUUAAAUCAAAGUUAAAAUCUGAAAAUUUUCCUUCAAAAAUGCAACUGCAUGACAAAGUUGAAGAGAACCCGGCAUACAUCUCUGAUCUAUUUGCUGAUUUUUUUCAAAACUAUACAACUUUCUCAGAAUCUGAUCGUGACUAUACAUUCUUCACCAACUUUCCUGAGUUUCCCAACUAUUUCAAUAUUGAACAUGUCAGCGCACGCGAAAUUGAAGAUACUUUAAAAGCUCUGGAUGCGUCUAAAGGUCCGGGACCAGACGGAAUUCCGCCAGCAUUCAUGAAACAUUCAGCUAAAGAGCUAACUUCUCCACUGUUCUUGAUUUUCAAUAUGUCGCUGGAAUCCGGUUGCUUCCCGAAAUUCUGGAAAAACUCAUAUCUAGUGCCUGUGUUCAAAUCUGGUAAAAAAAACCGACAUUAGCAACUAUCGAGGCAUAGCCAUUCUUUCCUGUAUACCUAAGCUUUUUGAAGCAAUAAUAAACAAAAAGUUAUUCCACCAAAUAAAAAAUAGAAUUACCCCAACGCAACACGGUUUUUUCAAAGGGCGCUCAACAACAACUAACUUACUCGAGUUCAUUAACGUCUCUUUGAAGGCAAUGGAUAAAGGUAUUUAUGUUGAAACCUUGUAUACUGACUUCAGUAAAGCUUUCGAUCGCAUUGAUAUACCCCUGCUUCUCUUCAAGUUACGAAAAAUUGGAAUUCAUCCACUAUUACUCAAAUGGAUUGAAUCGUAUUUGACAGAUCGUCAACAAACAGUCAAAUUUAAAGGUAGAAUAUCGAAACCUAUUCAGGUAACCUCAGGAGUUCCUCAAGGCUCUCACUUGGGCCCUCUACUAUUUAUAUUAUUUGUAAACGGCAUUUCCUUUAUUCUAAAACAUGUGAAAAUUCUUAUUUAUGCCGACGAUAUAAAACUUUUCAUUGAAAUUAAAAACGCUGAUGAUGUAAAUAUUUUUCGUAACGAGAUAAAAUAUUUUUACAUUUGGUGUAAAAAAAGCCUUCUUCAGUUAAACGUAAAAAAAUGUAGUUCGAUGGCUUUUGGCAGAAAAAGAAACAUGCCAAGCAAUAUUAUUUCCUUGGGAGAUCAGGUAGUAGAGAAAAGUGAACGAGUUAGGGACCUAGGAGUCAUACUCGACUCAAAAUUAACAUUCACUGAUCACUACAAUACAAUUAUUAAUAAGGCUAGUAACAUGCUCAGUUUUAUAAAACGUUUCUGCUAUAAUUUCCAAGAUCCAUACACAAUAAAAACACUUUAUAAUUCCUAUGUCAGGUCACUUUUAGAAUACUGUAGCAUUGUAUGGUCUCCGUUUUCUGCAACACAUGUAAACAGAAUAGAAUCAGUGCAAAAACAAUUCCUGUUAUAUGCACUUCGUAAUCUACGAUGGACGUCAUUUCCCCUACCAUCAUAUGACGAACGCUGCAGACUAAUUGACAUCCAAUCAUUAAAAGCCCGUCGUGAAUUCGCAAUGAUGUCAUUGGUAACGAUAUCGUAUCUCAACGUGUCGAUUCAGCCGAAAUAUUAUCAAAACUCAAUCUUUAUGUACCUUCUAAAAACUUACGACCUCGGACUUUGUUUUCUUUAAAUCAUCAACGAAACAAUUAUGCUAAAUACGGACCAAUUAAUCAAAUGAUGUUAGUGUAUAACCAACACUGUGAAGCAAUUGACUUUUCUAUGUCGAGAACUAAAUUAAAACAAUAUUUCAAUUCAACGCGCAAUUUAAAUCGAUAGAAAACAUUCAUUGUAAUAAUCCGUCAAGUGAAGAAAUUAUUAUUCAAUUAUGUAUAAA